This is a messenger RNA of Anthonomus grandis grandis, 2429 nucleotides long. RefSeq names its product peroxidase (gene cd). The record is from RefSeq and is a predicted model, not a curated record. Lineage: Eukaryota; Metazoa; Arthropoda; Insecta; Coleoptera; Curculionidae. Gene Ontology annotation, molecular function: peroxidase activity; heme binding. Gene Ontology annotation, biological process: response to oxidative stress. Bases 47 to 2410 code for a protein of 787 amino acids. The transcript has 8 exons.
CGCCAGUAUCACUUUACCUUCUCACGAUCAUUCUUUAUUCCGUAAAAUGGCCGCAAGUGAAACCACCAAUUUAUUAGAAGAACCACCCCAAUACGUUUAUACAUCGAUAAGAAAACGACGGGUGCAACAGUUUCAAUGUUGUGUGUGUUCCAUUUUCAUAAUUGGGCUGAUAACCGCCUUAAUAAUCGCAAUGGCCUACUCAAUUAACCAGCCUAUCACUGAGGAACCCAUAAAUAACAGUUCGGAAACCGUUAGUUUCAUGGUACUUUAUGACCAGAACCUUUUUCCGCUCGAGGAUCAGAAACAGAUAAAAUCCAUUUGUAACCAAUCAGGUGACGUUCUGGAGCAAGCGAUAAACCAGGGAAAGAUAUUGCUAAGGGAGAAGGAUGCUAUCGAGACUAUUACGCCCUCUUUGGAUGUGGAUAGUCCUAGUUAUAGACACCAGAGGGUGUUGGGUACCAGUGCUAAGGCGAGAAAUGUUUCUCGACACGGUUAUUAUUUGGAUGGGGCCACCCAGUUUUUCUAUUCAAAAUUUCCUAACAUUUCCCACCAAGUAUGCCUAACAAACAAAAUAUGCCUCACAAACGACACAAGCGAAUUUCUAAUCGAAAUGUGCACUAUUGGCACCUUAAGGUGCAAUACUUUAUACAAAUACAGGUCGUACAAUGGCACUUGCAACAACCUAAAACGCCCCGCCGUCUAUGGGGUGGCUUAUAGACCUUUCAGGAGAGCCAUCGCUCCAGAUUAUGCGGAUGGUGUAAACAAGCCCAGGGUCUCGAAGACAGGCGAUCCCCUACCCUCAGCCCGAACGGUAAGUCUGGAGGUCCAUAGAUCCUACUUCCGGGAUGACUCGAAGUUUUCCGUGAUGUUGGCGGUAUGGGGUCAAUUUUUGGAUCAUGACGUCACGGGAACCGCUUUGAGUCAAAAAGAAAAUGGCAGCAGCAUCGCCUGUUGUCAAUCGGAAGGCAUACAGUCACCCGAUUGUUUUCCAGUUUUUCUGGAUCGCUCCGAUCCUUUUGCCAAGUACAACGUUAGUUGUUUGGAGUUUGUCAGGUCGGCUCCUUCUCCCAAGUGCUGUUUAGGUCCUAGGGAACAAAUGAACCAAGUUUCAGCAUUCAUUGAUGGCUCGGUGGUGUACGGAAAUGACGAGAAACAAGCGAAAUCUUUAAGGACAAUGAAGCAGGGAAUGUUGAAGAUGUUUCAGACUCCCGAUAACAGGACUCUGCUUCCCGUUUCUGAGGAUAUGAAUGAUGGUUGUAACAGGGAAGAGCAGAGGGAAAAGGGACGAUAUUGUUUUACCUCAGGUGAUCCUAGAGCGAACGAAAACCUUCACCUCACUAGUAUGCACUUAAUAUGGGCAAGACAGCAUAACUUAUUAGCGAAAAAUCUGUCGAAACUAAACCCGCACUGGGACGACGAGCGUAUCUUUCAGGAAUCCAGAAGAAUUCUGGGGGCUCAAAUGCAACACAUCACUUAUCAAGAGUUUUUACCGAUAUUAUUAGGUAAGCCCCUUUUGAAAAAGCAUGACUUACUUCCAACCUCGAAACACUUCACGCAAUACAACGAUAGUGUGGAUCCAAGCGUUGCCAACGAAUUCGCCAGUGCGGCCUUCCGUUUCGCCCACACGAUCAUUCCUGGAUUAAUAAAAAACAUCGCGAACGACACCUCCAGUCCGGAGUACGUCCAGAUGCACCGAAUGCUCUUCAAUCCGUUCAAAUUGUUCGACAAGGGGGACCUGGACGGGGCCCUCAGGGGCGCCAUAAACACCAGCAUCGAAGCCUCCGAUCCCUAUUUCUCCGACGAGUUGAAAUCCCACUUGUUCGAACGCAGUGGGGAUUUAAUUCAUCCGACGAAAACCUGCGGUCUGGAUUUGGUCACCUUGAAUAUCCAGAGGGGGCGGGAUCACGGUUUGGCCGGUUAUACUGUGUGGAAGAAGCAUUGUGGAUUGGGCGGUACUGAGGAUUUUAAGGAUUUGGAUCGUUUGUUGGAUAAACAUUCUUUGGAAAACAUUCGAGCUGUUUACAGGAACGUGGAAGACAUUGACUUGUAUACGGGUGCCCUAAGUGAAAAACCCCUAAAAGGAAGCAUUUUAGGUCCCACCCUCACCUGUUUAAUUUUAGACCAGUUUAAAAGACUCAAAUAUGGCGAUCGGUUUUGGUACGAAAAUCCGCAAAGUUUCACCCUGGACCAACUGGAACAGAUCCGGAAAACUUCUUUGGCCCGCAUUAUUUGCGAUAAUUCGGACGAGAUAAGACGCGUGCAGCCUCUGGUGAUGGAGGGCCGAGGCAAGACGAACGACUUGGUGCCAUGCACGGAGAUUCCCGUGCCAGAUUGGGAACCUUGGAGGGAGAAAAGUCUGGAUCGCUUGGCUCUUUCUACUCAAAACUUAAACGUUGUUGUUAUGAAUUAAUAAACUAAUCCACAAACUA